CGCGCAGAGCGAACAGCGCAGCGCCACGCCGACCGUGUGUCCGUCACAGAGCUCCACACCUUCACUGGAUUUCAAAGACAACAACAGCAACAGUGGAUAAACUGAGCGAAUGUGGGGUCCACACAGGUGAAGAAUGCGAACUGCUUCUCCGCCAUCUGUCCAUCAACAAAUCAAGUGCAUCGGUGCCGGCCACCCUCAAGUCAGCUCAACCACGACGGGCGUCAAACAAAAGUCUUGACCUGGCGUCCCUUAAACGCCCUGUGCAAAGCAAAUAUUUGAGGCUGGUAUAUCUAAUUUCUCCCGGCAGUCGCCACUGAAAAGAUCAACAGUGAAGGGUGUUGUUGGUAGAGAAAAAGAGAGAAGAAAAAGUGGGGGAGGAAGAAGUAACCCUUUCAAACUACACCCUGCCUGCUAUUUCUGCUGCACUGUGGGCAGGGAGCAUCUCAUUUGGGAGAGCUUCAGGCUGACAAAAAAGGACUUCCCUGUUCCCUGCCUAUCCAGAUGCCUUUAUAAAUACUGGAUAGAGAUAUCAAUUUGCCUGGGUUCUUACACUGCCCAACAAAGAGUCAGUUGGCUAUCUAUAGAAAAAGUUACAACAAUCUUGGAUUUUGUGGUUUCCUGAAUUGCUACUUGGUCUAUUAUUGUUCAAAAAACAUUUAAGAGCUGUGAGUACAGGAAUGGGAGCUGCCAGUCCUCUAUAGUUAGAAACUUUUCUAAACGCUCCCACUAGGCUUGAAAUUUCACAGAGCUUACAACAGCUCACUGUGGGACGUCGGGAGCUGUGAGUCAGUUUGGAGGCUGCGGUUUUGAUGUCUUUUCCAGCUCGGUGAAUUAACAUGAAGCCCCUAACGCCAAUUGGAUCUCCUUCACCUCUGAGGCUUCUCAACAAGGGUCCAGACUACUUGCGUAGGCAGAUUGAUGGCGGCGGUCACGGCCGCUCAGUCAGCGCCGUGGAGAGACUCGAGGCAGACAAAGCCAAGUAUGUUAAAAGCCAGCAGGUGAUCAACACCAAGCAAGAGCCUGUACUUGUACCCUGUGCCACCCCACCGCCGCCACCCCGGCGAGCAAUCACCAUCCCUGCAAGCCUGACGCCUCAUCUUCCCCCACAGCGUCCGUCCAACACUCCAUUCCCUCCGGUCUGUGGCUCCUUCGCUGCAAGAGACGAAAAUGAAAACGAUGACUCGAGAAAGGAGAACAGACGGACUUCUGUCGAUGUUGAGGCACAUAACAGGAGCAAUGUGAACAAUGCGCCCCCCAGCCUGCGCACACCUGGACUUAACACCUUGGUAGCGCCACACAGCGCUCCCAUUCUCCGAAGGAGUACAGGCAAACGCAUGCUGAGGCCAGACUCCCUCGUCAUCUACCGGCAGAAAAAAGAGUGCAAGAGCCCGAGCAGUACAGCGGUGGGAGAAAACAAUAACAUGGAGAUAAAGGGCUACAGUUUCGUCCGCCGCCUCUUCCAGGGAUCCAUGAGGGAGAAGAGUAGUGGAGGUGAGAGCAGAAUCCAGAAAAUGGUCAUCGGUGAAGAGAAAGCGUCAUCCCGGGAUGGCGACUCUCGCAUGUCUUGGACCAACGAUAAAGAUGCGCCAGACGGGGGACCGGGGAGCAGGAGGUCCAGCAAAACUGACCACGAGCGCAGCCCAGAGUCUGCCCCCAGCUCCGGGUUAAGCUGCACGCUUGAAGAGAUUAAGAAUGGCUUUACAAAUGGCACCGGCGAUGGAGUUACCAAUGGAAACCACUCAAACAAGCAUGACGAUGAGAAUGACCCGUGGAAACGAGCGUCACCACCGGCACCCAGAAGACAGUUUGGAGAGUUGCGGCGCUCCAAGUCAGACUUACAUCUGCGCUGCUCAGUAGCGUUAUCGGAGCAGGAGCAUUUCUUUGACUUCUGCGGGCUGGACAUAGAUAUGGUAGAGCGUCUGGGUCGCCAGAAUUUCCUCUCAGGGGCCAGCUCUAUAGACACUCUCUCGUUGGCGCUCCGCAGCGUGGGCGGGGACGUCUGUGGAGGCUCGGAGCCCAGUGAGUUCUCCCGCCACUCAGGAGAUGGACUGUUUGAGGAGGAGCUGGCUGAGCAGCUUCCCACUGGCGUGUCAAUAAUUGAGAGAAAUGCUCGUGUCAUCAAAUGGCUUUACGGGUGUAAAAACGCCGCCCGUGAAGGACCCAAAGAAUCAACGGUUUGAUAGCUGGACGAGGAUCCCUGUGCCAUUGAGAGCUGUGUAGGUGUUGUGUAGUUCACAUAAAUUUAAAGUACGUUAUCCUCUGUGGGCUGCAACAGAGUGCAACAUUGUUUGGUUUUUUAACUUUUGAGGCUCAAACAGUUUCGUCAAUCGAAUCUGGCUUCAAAAUAUGAUUUGAAUUUUUACAUUUCAAACGAGAGUCAAAGACGCUGGAUUUGUUUCAGUGGUCAACAUUCACAGGAUUAGCAUUUCAUGACACGCAUCUACCUUUGCUCCCUUCACUCCAAAGUCACAGCUUCUUUAAAUUAGAGAAUAACUGCUAAUACUUAUAUCCUGUCAAUCUGAUUUGUUGUAUUUAUAGAGCCUAAGGAAGUGUUUUGUGACCUUUACGGCAAAUGGAGCUAUUUUCCGUCGCAUUUUUUUCCCCCAUUAUCAUAAAUGUGUAUGAGUGUGUGUGUGGAGUGGGCGCUGGAUUACUGUCCUCUCCAUUUGUAGCUUCUUUUCAUUUAUUUGCAUAACCAGAUAAGAACUGAUUUGAAAUGAGCCCCCUGUGAAUCCUCACAAGGCACAUAAGUGUGUGUUUGUUUGACACAGUCAACCCAGCUUAGCCUCCUUGACAUCACCGCUCUUCCUAAUGACUAAUUUAAAAUGGAAAACCACUAAGCUAUGUUUUUUCCAACAGGAAAAAUGCUGUGUGAGUGUGAAGUGAACCAUGAGUACCUCAUUCGAAUCUGUCCCAGUUUAGUUUGUGUGUCGCUUUUCUUUUUUUUUUACUCCUUAAACGCAGGCGUUGGAACAAACAUGUGAGGCACCCCCAUGGGGUUGUUAAUGCACUGAACUGGACAGAGUGAGGAAAUGACACAUAGAAAUAUAGUUUUGACUCCUUACAGAUAUUUCAUCUCAUAUAAUGUUAAUCACUGAGCUGGAUUCAAAGAAGCUUCUUUGUCCUGAAAAAAAAGGAGCCAUGCUUAGCUAGUUUUCAUUAUUUGAAAUUCAUUUUUCAACCCUUAGUUAGGAUCAGUGUUCAGGAUAUUUAAUGUGACCCACUCACAGAUUUCCACACCUAUUCAGUGGUCACUGCUGGGUAAGCUUAAGAGUUUCAGGAAUGAAAACAGGAAUAAACACCCUGUCUGUCCUGUGACUGUGAACUGGAUUCAGCAGGCGAAUAUUUGUGUUUCACUGAAAUUUCAUAUAUAUAAAAAAGUAAUAUAUUAUAAGAGUAAAAGAACUCAAGCUGACAGGCCUUUCCUGCCAGAUGCUUUAGGAUGUCAUUUCCACCAUCUGGCAGCUUACAGAUGUUAACUCGGUCAACCCGAUUCCCAUCACAAAACAUGCAAAAGGGGCUGAAGCCGCCCUGCUCUCCCUGGUAACCGCAGAUCCUACCUCACCUUCACCUCAUCCAUUCUUCAGUUAUUCCCGCUUUAUCUUAAUGAAAGGUCAUUUCCAUUGCUUGCCCUGGACUGCGCCACUGUAAUGUGAACUGCUGAGGUAUGUGGAGGUUAGACUGAGAGUAUUACUGAACUCAAGGGCAUGUUACUUGCAAUGUCAAUUAUUUUCUGUAUUAAUCAUGAGCAUGGCACACUCCUGAGAAUCUUUCCACCUGGAUUUUUUUCAGAUCUCCCUGUUAAGAAAAAAAGAAAAAUUUGUUUGCAUGUUUUGCAAAGUGGCGACGUAACUUCUGAUUCUCCUUUUUUAAUUUCACACACGAGAGGUUCGGCUUUUAUUCCAAAGAAGUUUGUGUAUGAUGUACACAGCAAAUAAACACAAAAAUGAAACUA
Maylandia zebra (zebra mbuna) is the source of this 3955-nucleotide messenger RNA. It is a transcript of the gene fam110d, whose product is annotated as family with sequence similarity 110 member D. The record is from RefSeq and is a predicted model, not a curated record. NCBI's taxonomy places the organism in Eukaryota, Metazoa, Chordata, Actinopteri, Cichliformes, Cichlidae.